This is a messenger RNA of Bathycoccus prasinos, 2559 nucleotides long. RefSeq lists its product with no specific name. The transcript has a single exon. The record is from RefSeq and is a predicted model, not a curated record. Lineage: Eukaryota; Viridiplantae; Chlorophyta; Mamiellophyceae; Mamiellales; Bathycoccaceae. The coding region runs from base 1 to 2559 and encodes 852 amino acids.
AUGACGACGACCAAAAGCAAAGCGUCGAAAGUAUCCUCCUCCGGCGUGUCGAGAACGUUGCACAGCACGCGCAACGCGCGUUCGAAACGGACGAAACAUUUACAUCCAGAGAAGCGAUUGGAUGCGUCGUCGUCGAACGAAGAAGACCAAGGAACGCAUUUGACGGAGGAGGAGGAACGAAGCGAUGAGGAGGACGAUUCUUUCGACGACGACCGAAGAAAAAGGGGUACGAAAAGGAGAAGGAGAAGGAGAACGGAUCGGAAGGGAGGAGGAGGAGGAGGAGUACGCUCGGCGAAGAAGAUUGCGGACGAAUCAGAACUUUUGUUUCCUCUGAGACUCCUUGGGAAAAAGGAGAGAAUGCUUCUUCUGCGUUCACCCGAGACGACGACGACGACAAGAACGGGAGUCAUCAAGAAGGAGAAAACGUCCAUCCGAAAACACGCGGCGGAGAACGUGUAUCGAUUGGUUGCGUGUUGCUUGCAGAGCGGCGAUUUCGAGUUAGCGGCGCGAACGACGGCAGCGUUGUUAGCCAUCAGUCGGAAGCGGAUGUACCGGGAGGAAGAGGCUUUGGAGGACGGAGGACGGAACGAGGACAAUGAAGAAGAGGAGGACGAAGACGAAGAGGCGAAUGAGAGACGGAGGAAGAGAAAGACGUUGAGUUGGCACCAUAAAGUCGAGCGGAAUGAUUGGGAGACGCACAAGAAGCACGAGCGAUUAGCGAUGAAGAGUUGUUUGGAGUUGAUGAGUGGAGGUCGAGGAGGCGAAGAGGAGGAAGAGGAAGAGAGAGACGCGAAGGUGAUUUAUGCGAAUUUAUUGAAAGAGGCGAACGUUGGGGGCGAGAGGCAUCAGGCGAGGUUCGAGAGCGCGUUCGGGGAGUUUUUCCGAGCCGCGAGGAGGAAAGCGAGAGAGGCGAGGGUGAGCACGGAGAAGGCGAAGGCGUUGAGGAAGGCGAAAAGGAAGAAAGCGCUGCCGCACGCUUCCCGGUUUGGCGGGUACGACGAAGAAGAGAAAGAAGAAGAAGAGAAAGAAGAGAAGGAGGACAAUAAGCUAGAAAUAAACCUGGGACCUGAAGUGACAGAGGCCGUGCGGUUACUCGAAGGUCGCGGCGUCAAGAUGUGUAAUUUCUUUCCCAAAGACAAGAAGAAAAAAUUACGUUCCAGCACGCGUUUGCUCACGGAUGCGGCGAUGUUGAAAGUCGCGCUUUGGUUUGAAUCCGUGAAAGACGAGACCGUGCGAAAACACGUGCUACGGCUGGAGAUGUGUCGAUCGCCACUCACGAGUAAAGAGAUAGAAAUGAAAAGAAGAGGUAAAUCGAUUGCGAAAACCCUGGAUGCUAGAGCCGAGAGUGGAGCGUACGGCGACGAUUCGCUACGAACGAGUGCGCUCAUUUCCAUUUCGAGCUUACUCGAGGCCAGGGCGACAAAAAAGAACAACAGCAACAACAACAGCAACAACGAACGACAGGACAUUAAUGCGAAUUUUUCUUCGGCGUCGUCGAGCGACGACGCGAUCAAACUUACCAUAGCUUUCGCGAUGCUCACUUUGGCCAAAAAUCCAGCGAAUUGGCAAGAACCGGAAAUGACUAUGGUCACCGUGGAUGAGCAGUUGAGAAAGCUCGUCGAAGAGUUCCCGAACGAUAAAGACGCGAGAGAGGCUUUGGCGACUUUUUUGAUUCGAGCAUACGCACGCGGGUAUCGAAAAGACCACGCGGAAAGGUCUCGAAAAGGCUUUGCUCCGCCUAAAUCCCGUCCUCUUGACUGCAUGGACGCGCAAAACAUAGCGAGUGCGUGUCUCGCCGCCGUGCGAGUCGACCCGACGUGCGAAAUAUCCACGCGCUUUUUAAUGCAUUGCUGGAAGUACAAUUAUAAAGCGGAGAAUGUGCAACGCAUAGAAGGAAUUGAUUUUUUGGAAGAUGCGUUCGAUGACGACGAUGAAGGAAGUAUCAACGAAGCGGGGGAUAAUUUUAGCGCGAUGGAUACGGCAAGCGUCGCAUACAUCGGAAGCGCGAUUGAUGUAAACGAGUUAUUACACGUCGCGUGCGAACGCGUUGAGUGUUUUCCGAAAGACGAACAGUCUUGGAAAUAUUUGAGCACCGCGCUAGUGGGCGUCGAAACGUGUAUAGGAGAAAACGACGACGCGCACGCGAGGCAAUACGAGAUUAUCUUUCAAAACGUGAGCACGAAUCGCGCGUGGUGGCCGGAACGGAUGUUUGCCAAUCCGAAGGAAAUUACUUUCUCGAACAUCGCGCUUUGCAAAUACAAAGCCGUCGCGGCGUGUAUCGCAUUUCCGUUUGAUGAAAGAUGCAAGCGAUACGUGAGCACCUUUCAAACUUUCCUGACAAAAAAUGCGAAAUCUAGUCCGAAAUUCUCUAGCGUCAGAUCCCUGCUUUCGUUUUUGAAGGAUAGCGUCGAGGUGAAAUACGAACGCUUGCUUACUCCGAAAAACAAAAAAGUUGCGCGAAAACGCGAUCGAGUUACCAAAUCGCACGAAGGAAAGAAUAGGAAAGAAAGUGAAGACGACGAGCUGAAAGACGUAGAAGUAGACGACGCGAUGCUCUAA